Diachasmimorpha longicaudata is the source of this 2409-nucleotide messenger RNA. It is a transcript of the gene dila, whose product is annotated as centrosomal protein of 131 kDa-like. The record is from RefSeq and is a predicted model, not a curated record. Gene Ontology annotation, biological process: regulation of centrosome duplication; intraciliary transport involved in cilium assembly; cilium assembly. The transcript is spliced from 8 exons. The coding region runs from base 1 to 2139 and encodes 712 amino acids. Lineage: Eukaryota; Metazoa; Arthropoda; Insecta; Hymenoptera; Braconidae. Gene Ontology annotation, cellular component: centriolar satellite.
AUGAUUAACAUCGAACAUCCGAAAGUUAGUGGAAAGCCACCGAUAAAUAAAUUAUUCGGGGUUAAGAAGACAUCCAGGAAGGGCAGGAGCACAUCGAGGGAUGCGUCCAAGGUGGUCAAGGAAAAUAAUCGAAAAAAUGAGAGAGAUAAAUGCCUGGAUUGCUCUCAGGAUGAUUUGAAGUCCCAGUUCAUUGACUCGGGGGACACCAAACGGGGAAUCGAUUGUUCCUCUGAUUGUAAUCAAAAUGUGAUCGAAACGGAUGCCUGUUCUUUCGAACAGCUCUGCAGUAUGAUCGAUGAUUUGGAGAUGAAUUUAGGACAGGAAUGUGAAGUCUUACCUGUCCAGACAGCGUUCAUCCCCGUUGAAGAGGCCUCGGUUUCUGCUCGUGUUAAUGUUCCAGAUCAGGUUUUACCAGAAAGAGAUGACUCGCAAACGAGACCAUUCUCUCGUUCAACGUACGACGACAUCAUGACAUUUUUGGGAACCUUGGAAACCGAUUGCAUUAUUCCUGAUCAUUCUCUAAACGAUGGAGACAUUCAGGAGUUAUUUAAUGAGAGCCAAAUCAUCUGCGAGCGAACAAUUUUGAGGAACAGAGAUGAUUCUAAAAUGCCUUCGGAAGUGGUGAGAGAGGAAUUAGCGACAAUACGUUUAAAACUUGAAGAUCGAGAGGCGACGAUAAAGGUUUUGAAAGAGGAGCUGAGGAACGAGAGGAAAAUUGCAUGUGAUAAACUGAAUGAUGACAGCAAAAGCCAUCGGGAAGAGAUGCAGACGCAGAAAAAUAAAUAUCAGAAUGUCAUAAAGCGACACCAAAAGUUCAUCGAACAGUUGAUCCGAGAGAAGAGAGAGCUGACGGAGAAGUGCAACGUUUUGGCGCAUAAAAUCAAAGAUAUGGAGACGAAAUUCCAGAAGGAUUUGAAGAUCGUCGGGGAGAGACACGGCGUGGAGGUGCAGAGGGCCAGGGAAAUGUGCAUGGCCUCGGAGAAAAUUCGUAGGGAACGGUGGCUGGAAUCCAAGACAUCCAAAAUCAAAGAGAUGACUGUCAAAGGUCUGGAGCCAGAGUUGCGUUCAAUGGUGGACCAGCACCAGCAGGAAAUCCAGGACAUCAGAAGUGCUCACAUGAAGGAACUCCAGGACGUGGAGCUGAGAACUAUUCGCAGAUCAAAUCAACAACUGGAGCAACUGCGAUUAGAAUUAACAGAGAGUCACGACAAGCUCGCUGCUCAGGAGAGGGAGGCCCUCAGGGCGAGGUUCCAGGAGAAGUUUGACGAGCAGGAGAGGCUCAUGCAGAUCCAGCAGAGAAAGUACUUCGAGCAACUCCAGAAAGAGAAAGAGGAAUUUUCUGAGGAACUUGCGAGAAAAACUAAAGAUCACGAAGCUGCUGUCCGCUGCAUCUCUGAUGAAUCUCAGGAGAAAAUUGCCAAAUUGAUGAAGCAGAAUGAGAUUGAAAAACAGAAUUUAAAGGAGACAGUCAGCGCUGAGCGAGACACGUUGAUGGAGAAUUUCAAGAGGCAACAGCUGGUGAAAUUUGAGAUGUCAGAGGCUAGGAUUCGUGAUGAGUGCGAUCGAGAGAGGGACAGACAGAUUGAACUCGUUAUCGAGAGAUUGGAGAGGGAAACGAGAGAAAUGAAGACUAAUAUGCAAAAAUGUGCUGAUAAUAAAUUAAGAUGUAUGAAGGAAAAAUACGAAGCUGAUUUAGAGAUUUGGCAGGAAAACGAGAAACUGACGAGAGAAAAAUUGAUGAAAACCGAGGAGAAACUUGAAAAUCUUCAAAUUGACAUCGAAAAAAUAGAAACUAAACUGGGAAAAUCCUUGGCUGAUUUGAAUGAAUCCAAUCGCAUGGUGGAAAAAUUGACUAGAGAGAAGGAUCACGCAAGGAAUUUAGCUAGACAGGAGAUUGAGUACGAGAAACGAGAGCUGGAGGAGAGAAUAUCCUCUUUAUACCGAGAAAUAUCAGAGAUAAACAGCAACCAAGAGUCCCACAUGGCUCAGGUGUACAGCAGGGUCAAGUUAAUAAUGACGCAGAAGGACUUGGUGAUCACCAAAAUAUGCAAAGAAGCUGAUGAAUCCAAAAACAGGUGCAAUCACCUGGAGAAAUUGUUGGAUCAACAGAGAAAGGACUACGUUCUCAAGUCCUUGUGAACUCGAAUAAAUAAUUCAAGGAUUUGAAAGAUUAAUAAUAGUCGUAGUGCUGACUUUUUUACACUCGAUGAACGCGUUCAAUUAUCCACUUUAUUCUCAUAAGUAUAUUACAAUGAAAUUUGCGAACUACUCGAAACCUCAGUUCGUCGAUAAGUCCGAAUGCAGUUCUUUUUUUUAUGAAGUUCGUAUAAAAGAAUCCACUGUACCUUUUAUUCAUCGAAUAUCAUAAUUCAACCUCUCUGUCUUGGUUAUUAAAAUCCAAAAGAUAAA